AUGGGAGGACGUGGCGGAAGUUCGAUGACAACUGCGAGAAAUGUGGCAAAUGCUCUUGGAAUUGCCAGACAGGAUGUGCAAAGAAUGAUGGCGCAGCAGAAAAUUGAACCGCCACCCAAUUAUCCGGUAGGGGAUUUUGAAAUUUGAAAAAUCAGAAAUUUUAGGCAAAAAUUAUCUUCAGAAAAUUGAUUUUAAUCUGAAAAUUUUUAAGAAUUCUAGAAUUUUCAAACUCUUUCUUUUCUAGAACUUUUUGAAGUUGAAAAUCAAAAAAAAAAGAAUUGUUUCAUUUCAAAAUUCAAAGAAAUAUGAAGAAAUUUUGAAACAGUGAAAAAUUCAUCAAAUUCAACUAAAUUUGAUUAGAAAUUUAUGAAAAUAUAAUUUUGAUUAAAAAAAGUAGAAAUUUAUAGAUUUUCCUAAAUUUUUAGCUGAAAUGGGUUCGAAAAUAUUCAAUUUUCAAAACUUUCAUUAAAAAAUCUAGAGAUGAAUAUCGAACAACAAUAGUUUUAUUCCAAAACCCAAAAAAAUAUGGAACAUUUUUUGAAACAGUAAAAAAAAUUAUGUUUUUUUCAACGAAUAUAAAUACAUCAUCAAUAUCAUUUCUCCAUCAAAUCCAAAAAUAUUCCAAGAAAUUUUGAAACAGUGAAUAAUUUUUGCAGAAAGUUCAACGUGAUCCACAUCCUCUCGAAAUGUCGCCAGAUAUGAUUUAUGUUUCGAGGCUGAAAAUGGAACUUGAUCAAAGGUAACGCGAUUUUUUAUUUGAAAAUUUCGGGAAAACUAUGAGAAAACUGAUAAAAAUAUCUCAAAAAUCGAUUUUUCACAAAAAAUCAACCCAAGAACUAUUGAAAAUUGAGAAUUUUUGUAGGAAAAUUUCCGAAAUUCCCCCCAAAAGUUCCCAAAUAUUUUUUCGCAGACUCCGAGAUUCGCAAUUCUUCAUCGAAGCCGAAAACGAGGAUCAAAUCAAACGAUAUUUGGAUAAAUAUUCGAUUAUUGAACGCGAAAAAUUGGAGGCUGAUAUGCAGUGUUUGCCAGAAGAAUUAUCAUGGAAAAAGAAGAAAUUGAAAGAUGGAAGAAAUGGAGAAGGAGAAACGAAAGCGAAGAAAAGGAAAUUAGCGGCUGAUGAUACGGCAAGUGCAUUUUUGGCGGAAAAAAUUCUAUAA
Molecule: messenger RNA, 1157 nt
Organism: Caenorhabditis angaria
Lineage: Eukaryota; Metazoa; Nematoda; Chromadorea; Rhabditida; Rhabditidae
Source: the annotation of a GenBank genome assembly